Molecule: messenger RNA, 1359 nt
Organism: Macadamia integrifolia
Lineage: Eukaryota; Viridiplantae; Streptophyta; Magnoliopsida; Proteales; Proteaceae
Product: 25.3 kDa vesicle transport protein
Exons: 7
Coding region: 365-1021 (218 amino acids)
Biological process (GO): retrograde vesicle-mediated transport, Golgi to endoplasmic reticulum; endoplasmic reticulum to Golgi vesicle-mediated transport; vesicle fusion with Golgi apparatus
Cellular component (GO): endoplasmic reticulum-Golgi intermediate compartment; SNARE complex; ER to Golgi transport vesicle membrane
Molecular function (GO): SNAP receptor activity
Source: RefSeq, a predicted model, not a curated record
GAUUCAUCUGCCAGACACCCGCGACCUCUGAUUCUAAAGAUCACCACACACCGCGUAACAGCACGUCAGAAUCAGAUCGAUCAAAAAUAGUCUCUGGUGAGUGGUGUCUGGUCUUCAAUUUUUUCUUUUAAAAAUGUAUUAAAAAGAAAAUUUUUGAAAACCCAUCCACCCUCGACGAAAUCGUUGGAGCUUUGUCCUCAUCUUUCUUCGUUUGCUCCGGCGAUCUCUCCUCCCAUAUGGUGGUGCUUCCGUACCCUAGCCCCGACAGCGACACUAGGUUCCUUGGCACUUGGCUUAUGACAGUGUGAAGUUGAUACGACCUGGAAGAGAAAUAUUCAUACUGCUCUUGUCUGUAACAGUGAAAAUGGUGAAGCUAACAAUGAUAGCUCGUGUUACCGAUGGCCUUCCACUAGCAGAAGGACUUGAUGAUGGCCGUGAUGUAAAAGACACUGAAUUCUACAAGCAGCAGGCUAAGGCUUUGUUCAAGAACCUGUCAAAGGGCCAGAAUGAGGCUUCAAGAAUGUCUCUUGAAACUGGUCCUUAUGUUUUUCACUAUAUUAUUGAAGGCCGUGUAUGCUACCUGACAAUGUGUGAUCGUUCUUAUCCAAAGAAACUUGCAUUUCAAUAUCUAGAAGACCUCAAGAAUGAAUUUGAGAGAGUCAAUGGGAAUCAAAUUGAAACUGCUGCCAGACCUUAUGCCUUUAUUAAAUUUGAUACAUUCAUACAGAAGACCAAGAAAUUAUACUUGGAUACGCGUACUCAGCGGAACCUUUCAAAGUUGAAUGAUGAACUCUAUGAAGUACACCAAAUAAUGACUCGAAAUGUACAGGAAGUUCUUGGUGUUGGUGAAAAGCUGGACCAGGUUAGCCAAUUGUCGAGCCGGCUGACAUCUGAAUCUCGCAUCUAUGCUGAUAAGGCAAAAGAUCUAAAUCGACAGGCUUUGAUUCGGAAAUGGGCGCCUGUUGCCAUUGUCAUUGGAGUUGUCAUCCUCCUAUUUUGGGUCAGAAAGAAGAUCUGGUGAUUACACCUCUUUGCAAUACUGAGUAGUUCCUGCACAGAGUAGCCGGAUUUCUGUUGUUUUCUUGGUUUGGAGGAGUAUCUUUGACAUUGUGAUCAUCAGGCUGCAGAGUGGAUCUCACCCAUGUGGGAUAUUUCGAUCAUGUAACCAAGACCAAUACAAGUUUUCGCUCAUACAAAAACCCAUGGAUGUGAGGACGCAAAAUGUUGUGGUGGGACAAUUGAACCAGAAAUAGUAUAAUUGAAUUUGAGCAAUUCUUUCUAAGUUAGUGAAAGACUACAAUUACUGUUAGUUUGUUAUAUUUAUAUAAGAAUCGAGAGAGAAAGGGAUCUACAUACCAA